This is a messenger RNA of Prunus armeniaca (apricot), 888 nucleotides long. Lineage: Eukaryota; Viridiplantae; Streptophyta; Magnoliopsida; Rosales; Rosaceae. The record is from the annotation of a GenBank genome assembly.
AUGGAAACCAUUCUUUCUUCUCCCUCACUCUCUCCUCUCUUCAACCCAAAACCUUCUUCUCCUAAGACGCUUUUGUCCCCCUCUCUCCAACCCAAUUCAAAGUCCCUCCUCCUCACAAAACCUAUCACCUCAAGCCUCAAAAAGCAAUCUGUUCCAUCACUCAAAAUAUCUUUGCCAAUACCCAAGGACUGGUUCUCUUAUGCCCAGCAAGGACUAGCAGCUCUUGCACUGUCUUUAGCACUAAACUUUUGCCCACUCUUGCCUAGUGGCAAUGCACUAGCAUCUGAGUUUGAUGUUCUUAAUGAGGGACCACCCAAAGAUUCCUAUGUUGUUGAUGAUGCAGGCGUGCUAAGCCGGGUGACUAAGUCGGAUAUAAAGAGGUUGAUGUCGGAAUUGGAAUAUAAGAAGAACUUCCACAUCAAUUUCAUCACUGUUAGAAAGCUCACUAGCAAAGCUGAUGCUUUUGAGUAUGCUGACCAAGUUUUGGAGCGCUGGUACCCUUCUGUUGAAGAGGGCAACAAUAAGGGCAUUGUGGUGCUUGUCACCAGUCAAAAAGAAGGAGCAAUCACUGGUGGCCCUGCAUUUGUCCAAGCUGUUGGAGAAACUAUCCUUGAUGCAACUGUAUCAGAGAACCUUCCUGUCUUGGCUACAGAAGAAAAGUACAAUGAAGCUAUUUUCAGCAGUGCCAAACGGCUAGUUGCUGCCAUUGAUGGGCUUCCAGACCCCGGCGGCCCCAAGCUUAAUGAAAACAAACGCGAAUCCAAUUUCAAAACCAAGGAGGAGACGGACGAAAAGCGUGGACAAUUCUCUCUUGUAGUUGGAGGAUUGCUGGUGAUUGCCUUUGUUGUUCCUAUGGCGCAAUACUAUGCUUAUGUCUCAAGGAAGUAA